Molecule: messenger RNA, 1224 nt
Organism: Lentinula edodes (shiitake mushroom)
Lineage: Eukaryota; Fungi; Basidiomycota; Agaricomycetes; Agaricales; Omphalotaceae
Product: branched-chain amino acid aminotransferase II
Exons: 7
Coding region: 1-1224 (407 amino acids)
Biological process (GO): L-leucine biosynthetic process; L-valine biosynthetic process
Cellular component (GO): mitochondrion
Molecular function (GO): branched-chain-amino-acid:2-oxoglutarate transaminase activity
Source: RefSeq, a predicted model, not a curated record
AUGACCAACCCCGAGUGGAAAUCUGUGGGCAAUGGGCACCUCGAAGGACCUUUACCAGUUCCGGAUCUGGAUGCUUCGAAACUCACUGUCACUCUAAGUAAAUCUCUUAAGCCGAUACCCUAUCCUGAAAGCCUCGUCUUUGGUAGUACAAUGACAGACCACAUGCUUGUUGCCUCCUUCGAUCCUGUAACUGGAUGGUCCGCACCGGAAAUCAAGCCCUAUGGUCCGUUUACGUUGGACCCGGCUUCUAGUUGUUUUCAAUAUGCAACGAAUACAUUUGAAGGGAUGAAGGCUUACAUUGGUCCUGAUGGUGCGCCACGGCUGUUUAGACCAGAGAAGAAUAUGGCGCGUCUUGCACGAUCAGCUGAAAGGCUUGCCCUACCGCCUUUCAACCCGAACGCGUUGUUGGAGUUGAUUAAAAAAUUGGUCGCUAUUGACCAAAGAUGGAUCCCUGACAUCGAAGGUUAUAGUUUGUAUAUUCGACCUACUAUCAUCGGAACUCGAUCAGCUCUGGGUGUCUCCGCCUCCGACCAUUCCCUCCUCUAUGUCAUUUUAUCUCCUACAGGCCCAUAUUUCCGCACAGGACCGAAACCUAUCUCCUUACUAGCCGCCGCAGAAAACGUUCGGUCAUGGCCUGGUGGAACAGGAUCGCACAAGGUCGCGGGGAACUACUCUCCGGGAUUCUUGCCACAGCGGAUGGCAGCGAAGCAAGGGUAUGACCAGAUCUUGUGGCUAUUAAGGGAUGAGCUUGAGUGGAAGGUUACGGAGGCGGGUGCAAUGAACAUCUUCGCUGUUAUAGGAAGAGAAGAUGGUGAUAUUGACCUUAUCACUCCUCCCUUGGAUGGAACCAUAUUGCCUGGUGUCACCCGAGAAUCCGUUCUGGCCAUUGCCAAAGCACAUUCAGCUGGAAAACUUACCCUUCCUGGUGUAUACUCUACUCAACGUCUAUACCCGCAAGAACGAGCAUUCACCAUUGCUGACAUGGACCAGUGGCUUGCGGAUGACAUAUUACAAGAAAUGUUUGCUGUAGGCACAGCUGUUGUUCUCACACCUAUAGGUCGUGUUGGGUUCCAGGACGACGUAAAGAAGCCGGCGAGGGACUUGGUCUUACCGUUGCAUGAAGGUGGUAUGGGCCCUGUAAGCCGAGCUAUGUGGCAGAUGAUUGUCGACAUACAAAAGGGAAGGUUCGAGUGGGAGGGAUGGUGUGUUCGUUGUGAGGAAUAG